UUAUAAUGUAACCGUAUUGGAGUUUUCACUUUAAAAAUUGUACUAUCGAAAAUUCGUCCUAAUAUUUAAAUAACACACAUUAAAAAUGUGGAGACAUGGUAAUUCAAGGCACAAAAAAUGGUUAGAAAUUUCGGAAGAGGAAAAUAAAGUGAGAAGAAGUCUCAGCAAAUUGUUUCACACCGUACAAAACAUCCCUUCCACCAGGUCUGGACUUGUUGUCGAUUCUCUAUGGGAUUUGGUAGAUGAGUUAGAAUCAUUUGAUCCUGCUAGUUCCGUAAAAUCGAUGAAAUUCACUCAAACAACAGAAAACAAAAGCUACAGCAAAAGAUAUCUCAACCUUCGUCUCCAUCCUUCUAAUGAGAAACCAAACCAUGCUAACUCUGGCUGCAAUAGAAAUUAUAACCUACUAAGGACUGUGUCUACGGAAAGGCAAAAGCUAGAUUUAGUAGCAGAUACAAGAUUAAAUAAAAUUCCGAAAGCAGAUCCUCAAAAGUGUUACUCAAACGCUCCAGUGAAACAUCGAGAGAAAAAUGUUGGACAAAACCCUAAAAAUUCUCGAGGAAGAAUACCAAAAAAUAAAAAUCAACCGAGUGUCAGUGGCGGUCAAAAUUUUCUGCCUGCUAAUACAAAACCAGUUUCGCCAAAAGGAACUCAAACAGAGUUUGUUAGAAGGAAGUCCAAAACAUCAGUUCCUCCUGAUGUAGCAGAAUCAUCAGUGAAAAAGAACUUUAGAAGAAGCAAAAGCAUUCUAAAAAAGAGGGAAACUAACACUAUAAAAUUAGAAAAUAGUAAUGUACAAAAAUUAUCAGAACAGAAAAACGUAAAAGUCUUAAAGCCAGUAAAGAAAAUUAAAAGCAAUAGUCAUAAACGAAAUGGCUCAUUGGAUUCCAAAUUGAAAUCUAAGAGUGUAAUGGAAUCACUUAUCUGCAACCAAGAUUUAUCUGCAACAGAUGAGUCCAGUAUGGUAAAAACCCUCACGAACUACUGGAACAACCUUCUAAAGAAUGAUGAGAGCACUCUAGAAGUAGAUAACUCACAGUUGCAAUACAUUCACAGCUUUGAUCAGCUGAGUGAAGGGGACUGUCAGCGAGUCAAGUGCUUCCAAACGUCAAAAAGCAAUAGAUCUUCACGCCUACGGCAUCUCUCUGACUCUAACAUUAACAUCAUGAAAGGGCUUGAGAACUUGAAUAGCUUGUCCUUGAAGAAACAUCAGUCCAAAGGUACACAGAUUACUGAUGAAGAUCCUAUUCGCCAAGUAUCAGGAGACGUUCUGAACCACGAUGUAAGGUGCUCGAAGAAUCACGACACUUCCUGUAGUUUCAGCACAAAAAGUGCCGUGCAAGUUUUGGAACAGCUCAUCAAACAGCUUCGAACCUCUCCUGAUGAUGAACUAUUAACAAGCGCAACCUGUGUUCCCCAAAGUGUUAAAACUAUGUUGUGUCUUAUGACAACAGCUAUGAUGUCUGCACAUGAACAUAACACCUUUGAUAACUCUAAUUGUACUCCUACAAUUCCUAAAGAAAUAUUCACAGAUAAUGCAGCUCUAUCUGUUAAUUUAUCAAAAUCCAAUUCUAGAACCUCUUUUUCACCAGUGGAGGACAAUCUGGAGAAAGGCAUGGAAAGUGCUCUUGCUUUACCAGGAAUAAGUUUAGAAAAAGUUAAAGAGGCAGUAAUAGUUUUCAACUUUUUAAAAGAUAAAUUAUGGAUUAAAUUUCUUGAGUUUAAUGACAGAAAUGAAAAAAAUACUUUUCUCCACGGUGAUGAAAUAUCAUCCCAAAACUUCACAUUUAUUUACGAAGAGGAAAUUCUUAUAGAAGAUGAUGAUAAAAGUGAAUUGGAGGUUGAAGAAAUAACAGCUGGGGAAAUUUGGCACACAAUUUUCUUGUCAAUUUUAAAUUGCGUGAAAGACAUAACCAACGUGCUAAUCAAUCGGAUCAUUAUUCAGAGGCCCCACGCUAUUGAAGAAUGGAUUACAAUGAUAUAUCAAUCUCUGGUAUCGAUUUUGGUUUGGUGGGUUAUUAUGAAAGAGGUUUUUGGAAAAUAAAUGUUACAA
Molecule: messenger RNA, 2053 nt
Organism: Homalodisca vitripennis (glassy-winged sharpshooter)
Lineage: Eukaryota; Metazoa; Arthropoda; Insecta; Hemiptera; Cicadellidae
Exons: 3
Coding region: 86-2044 (652 amino acids)
Source: RefSeq, a predicted model, not a curated record